This is a messenger RNA of Paramecium tetraurelia, 1428 nucleotides long. RefSeq lists its product as uncharacterized. Lineage: Eukaryota; Ciliophora; Oligohymenophorea; Peniculida; Parameciidae. Gene Ontology annotation, molecular function: serine-type carboxypeptidase activity. The record is from RefSeq and is a predicted model, not a curated record. The transcript has 5 exons. Gene Ontology annotation, biological process: proteolysis.
AUGUAAAAAGCAAUCAUGUUAAUCUCGAUCUGCUUCCUUGCUUUGUAUGCCUUUGAAACCAAGGCUUUGGAGAAGGAUGAAGUUGACAUUGCAAAACUUAAUGCCCUAUUUGGUACAAACUAUUAAGGAGAGAUAUAUUCCGGUUAUCUUAGUGCAAAUGAUAAUGGAUCAGUCUAGUUUCAUUACCUUUUUUAUCCAGCUAUAGAUUCUGCUUCUGAAAAGCCUUUGAUACUAUGGUUACUUGGAGGGCCAGGAUGUUCAUCAAUGAUUGCAGCAUUCACAGAAAGUGGCCCUUACACGUUCAUUUCAGAGUCUAUUGAAUUUGAAGAGAAUCCUCAUACUUGGACAGCAUUUGCUAAUCUGCUUUACAUUGAAUCUCCAAUAUCGGUUGGAUAUUCUUAUGGCCCAGCUGGAGCAUAAUCUGACGAGUCAACUGCUGCAUACAAUAUGCAUGCAUUGAUUGAGUUUUUCGUUCGACAUCCAAAUUUCAAAAAUUAAAAAUUCUAUAUUGGUGGUGAAUCAUACGCUGGCAUAUAUGUGCCAACCUUAACCCAGGAGAUUAUAAAAUAUAAUAAAUAACCUGUUAAUCCUGAAGUCUUAAGAAUAAACAUUUAAGGUAUAAUAAUUGGAAAUGGUUGCACUGAUCCUAGCGAGUGUACUUAAUUAGGAUAUCUUUUUCCAAGGCAUAGAUUAGACUUUUAUGGAAGACAUGGCUUCAUUAGUGAAGAAACUUAUUAAAAAAUAAUUAAUCAUACAGAAGAAUGCUAUGGCUCUGAGACACCAGAAUGUUAAGCCAUAGCUUAUGAAGCUUUAGCUUAAAUUGCUGGACCUUAAUAUUCCUAUAAUUUGAACUAAUACAAUGUUUAUUCGAAAUGCAUUACUUAUACUCCCGAGGGAAGUAAAAGAAUGAAAAGUCCCCUUCGAGUUUCAGAUGAAGAAAAGGAGGAUUCUGAUGUGCCCCCAUGUGUGGAUGUAAAAGGCCUGUAUCAUUGGUUUUAGAAGGAUGAAGUUCGAACUUUACUUAAUAUAGUCUAAUAAUCACCAAAAUGGGUUGCUUGCUCAGUUAAUUUCUAAGAUUAUCAAAUAAACCCAAAUGGAUCAUUAGACAUUUAUCCCACUAUCAUCAAAAAUAAUAUCAGAGUUCUUAUUCUAAGUGGAGAUGUAGAUGGAGUGGUUCCAAUUGCUGGUACUCUGUAUUGGAUAGAUAAACUUCAAAACUCACUAUAGUUGAAUACAAUAAAACCAUGGAGACCUUGGUAUAUCCCUGCAUUGAGAGAAGUUGAUAAAGAUUAGAAUGCAGGAAAUGUGUUUGAUAUUGAAGGAUUGACCUUUGUUAGCUUCAGAAAUGCAGGUCAUGAAGUACCUGCUGAUCAUAGAAUGGAAUCUAAGAUAGUCUUAGAGAAAUUCUUAAGAUAGGAAUAUUUAUGA